This is a messenger RNA of Trichomonas vaginalis G3, 984 nucleotides long. Its product is annotated as transcription-coupled nucleotide-excision repair. NCBI's taxonomy places the organism in Eukaryota, Parabasalia, Trichomonadida, Trichomonadidae. Gene Ontology annotation, molecular function: protein binding. The record is from RefSeq and is a predicted model, not a curated record. The coding region runs from base 1 to 984 and encodes 327 amino acids. Gene Ontology annotation, biological process: protein polyubiquitination; proteasome-mediated ubiquitin-dependent protein catabolic process; transcription-coupled nucleotide-excision repair. The transcript has a single exon. Gene Ontology annotation, cellular component: nucleotide-excision repair complex; Cul4A-RING E3 ubiquitin ligase complex.
AUGAUUGGAGAUUUUGUUAUCGAUUCUCAAUAUUCAAAUCCUCAAUAUUCCGGCGGCAUUAAUUCAAUUGAUAUAGAUCCGAUUUAUAAGACUAAAGUCAUUGGAGUAACAGAAAAUGGAAGAUAUUUCUGUUAUGAUCUAAAUAAAAGACAAGAAAUCUAUUCAUAUCCAUGCAAAAAUCUAUGCUGUAUUACAGAUGUAGCUAUACUUAAAACUGAUGGUGGUAUUUUUUGUACCACUGCAGUAGAUGGCUAUUUACGAAUUUAUGACAUUAAUGACGCAAGGAAAUCAGCCCAAAUGUGUAACUGCCAUGGUAUUGUACGUAGUAUAUCAGCUUCUCCAAAUGAACCAGUUGUAAUUGUUAGUUUAAACGAAGGAUCAAUUCGAAUUUUCGAUUUACGACAAAGCGUGAACUUAAAUGCGCUAAAAACCGGACGCGAUAACCCAGUGACAAUAGCCGAAUACUCUAAAGACAACAAUUUUCUUAUUGCUGCAGGAGAUACAGAUGGAAGAUUAUUUUUGUUUGACAUAAGGAAUCCAAAAGGUCCAUAUCAGUUAGAUUGGUAUCGAUCACAAAUCACUGACCAGCCAGAAACAUUCUCAGCCCAUGGAUCCGAAGUUACAACAAUAAAUUUCUCUUCAUCAGGGAGAACAUUUCUAUCUGCUGAUAGAAAUGGAGUUAUUAGAGAAUGGUCAUCCGAUUCUGGCCUAUCAGAACUCAACGAAUACAGAACUACAGAAUAUAAAAGAUCAACUCGAAGAACUAAACUCGUUUUUCGUGAUGAUACAAUAUUUGUUCCAAGUGAAAAUGCUGUUUACGAUGUCCAAAAUGAUAAAAAAUUAAUUGGACACAUUUCAACCGUCAAUGGCGUUGUAGAAAUCAAUGACGGAAUUAUUUCAUACGGAGAAGACAAUCUCAUGACAGUAUGGAAGCCAAAAGAUUCAAUUCCUUUCAUAGACGAUAAAUCCGAUUGGUCUGAUUAA